This is a messenger RNA of Meloidogyne enterolobii, 264 nucleotides long. The record is from the annotation of a GenBank genome assembly. NCBI's taxonomy places the organism in Eukaryota, Metazoa, Nematoda, Chromadorea, Rhabditida, Meloidogynidae.
AUGGAAGAGCCAAUUGAUGAUAUUAGACAAGCAUUAAUUCAGUGUUGCAAAGCAUUCAAUUUACGAGUAAAAUCGAGUGUAUUCCAAACAACUGAAACAAAUAAAGAUCUUUGGGAUGUUUUUGGAGCUAGCACACAUUUUUUAAAACUUUUUAGAAAUGGGCAUUUUAGUGAUAAUUUUCUGGAUAGAGAUUUACUCGGCUUCCAUGAUUCACGUACUUGUUUAUCUUCGUUCAGAAAUACAAAGAAAAUGAAAAAAAUGUGA